AUGGUCGUUUUGGGUGGUACCCAACCGGACUUCAUCCCCGCCAAGAACUGCAAGAAAGCCGCGGAAGCUCCUAAUGCUUUCGCUUCCGAAGAUAUCCCUUUGCUCUUUUCCCUUUCACUCGGCGUCUAUCGGAUGUUUGAUAUCUCGGUUGCAGCAAAUGUGACUAUCACGGAUGAUAACCUCACCGAGGACCUAGUCACACAGGUGACUGCGCUUUCGUUAUCAAACCAAGAUCAAGCCACUAAAAACACAACAACGCGCGCCUACAUUUACCACGACCUUUUACGCUCCAACAUUACGGCGCUGUCUGCGAGCGACAACGGUAGCUCCAGUUGUGACAUGAUCAACGCAGAGUGCUACGAGCAUAUCAAAGAGAGAUUUGGAGGACCCCAAGACAACGGCUGCCGAUUUCAUGGCUUUCCAGAAGCCUGCAGCGAAUAUAUGUCCCAAAACUUGGUACAAAAUGGGUCCUUUUGGGUUGUCGAGAUACUUACUGACACCGGUGGCAUAUUGGAUUUCUUUACCUAUGGUACUGACGGUACACGUGAAGGAACGGAGGAGGCGUUCCAGGAAGCCGAGGAAGCCUUAUCCUGUACGUGGCCUGUUAUUUUGAGUAGAAGCAACUCUUCUACCGGUGACAGUUUCCUGGCAGAUAUGUUCUGCAUAACACCCCUGAGAACCGAGAAGGAGGAGAGUUUUGCAGUCGGAAUCAUGCGCCCCAGCCUAUUUGCGUUUAUCGUCGCAUUGUCCAUGACGUUGGUCACUGCCUCGCGAUGA
Ilyonectria robusta is the source of this 777-nucleotide messenger RNA. RefSeq lists its product as uncharacterized. The coding region runs from base 1 to 777 and encodes 258 amino acids. Lineage: Eukaryota; Fungi; Ascomycota; Sordariomycetes; Hypocreales; Nectriaceae. The transcript has 2 exons. The record is from RefSeq and is a predicted model, not a curated record.